Molecule: messenger RNA, 6333 nt
Organism: Neoarius graeffei (lesser salmon catfish)
Lineage: Eukaryota; Metazoa; Chordata; Actinopteri; Siluriformes; Ariidae
Gene: cnot4a
Product: CCR4-NOT transcription complex, subunit 4a
Exons: 13
Coding region: 2936-5245 (769 amino acids)
Biological process (GO): protein ubiquitination
Cellular component (GO): CCR4-NOT complex
Molecular function (GO): ubiquitin-protein transferase activity; RNA binding; metal ion binding
Source: RefSeq, a predicted model, not a curated record
AAAACUAGGCUCUGUACUGCUAAAUGUUCUCCGCACGGUUGUGUUGAAAAUGUUGUGUUUUCCGAAGACUUGUACUGGUUUUUAUAUACGACACACUAAGUGGUAGUACCUCAGAGCCUAAGUGGGAGUAGAGGGGAAAAGUCAAAGGUUGACACCGGGCGUCCCUUUGGCCAGAGCCGGUGUGAGCAGUGGGAGAGGCGCAGGCUUCGGGCCGGUGUAGGCCGCAGUCUCUAACACACUCAACCGCUCAUAAACAGACAUGUAUUUAGGAAAAACUGUGAUUCCUAAAUUGCCAGAUAGAUUGAAAUGCCCUAGAGGAGGCUUGGAUUUAUCCCUGAGAAUGUUUAGAAUUGAAAGUGGAGGUUUGUGUGCUGUGUUUUUGUCGCCUCUCGUCACUCCGAGCUCUGUCCCAGCUGUGAGGACGCACCUGACCGCCCUGUCACUCUCAAAUCCCUUACCGCCCAAACCAUGAAAAGUGAGUUACAGAGAUGACUUUUUAUAUAAUAUAUAUAUAAAACACUAGAUUUUAGACAGCUAAGGUUCAUUCUUAAAAUACCAAAAAUUAGUUGUUAUAAAAUCAAGAGUUUUGGGUUGUCUUUUAAAAUAAUUGCUAACUGGGAAUAAUCUCAUCUCAUCAUCUCUAGCCGCUUUAUGCUGUUCUACAGGGUCGCAGGCAAGCUGGAGCCUAUCCCAGCUGACCACGGGCGAAAGGCGGGGUACACCCUGGACAAGUCGCCAGGUCAUCACAGGGCUGACACAUAGACACAGACAACCAUUCACAUUCACACCUACGGUCAAUUUAGAGUCACCAGUUAACCUAACCUGCAUGUCUUUGGACUGUGGGGGAAACCGGAGCACCCGGAGGAAACCCACGCGGACACGGGGAGAACAUGCAAACUCCACACAGAAAGGCCCUCGCUGGCCACGGGGCUCGAACCCGGACCUUCUUGCUGUGAGGCGACAGCGCUAACCACUACACCACCGUGCCACCCAUUUUUAUUUAUCGAAUUUGCAAAAAAAUUAAAUAAAAAUGCUCUGUUUCUCAAAAUCCAGUGAAUGUGGAUAUCAUAAAACAGCUAUUCCACGCAAUUUUGUUGUACACGGUUUACAGAUCAUCUCAUUAUCUCUAGCCGCUUUAUCCUGUUCUACAGGGUCGCAGGCAAGCUGGAGCCUAUCCCAGCUGACUACGGGCGAAAGGCGGGGUACACCCUGGACAAGUCGCCAGGUCAUCACAGGGCUGACACAUAGACACGGACAACCAUUCACACUCACAUUCACACCUACGGUCAAUUUAGAGUCACCAGUUAACCUAACCUGCAUGUCUUUGGACUGUGGAGGAAACCCACGCGGACACGGGGAGAACAUGCAAACUCUGCACAGAAAGGCCCUCGCCGGCCCCGGGGCUCGAACCCAGGACCUUCUUGCUGUGAGGCGACAGCGCUAACCACUACACCACCGUGCCGCCCACUGGGAAUAUUAUUAGUGUAGUAUGAUGUAUAAAGGAUAAGCAUUCAAGAGCAUGCUGUUAUAGGAAAGUAAUCAACAACAGGAUGGUACAAUCCAGCACUGACACCAAGCAGCCAGCAUUCCUGUUCUCACCCAAAAGAGAAGAAGGAAGAAGAAACCUUUAUUUGUCACAUGCACACUUCAAGCACGGUGAGAUACAUCCUCUGCAUUUAACCCAUCUGAAGCAGUGAACACGUAUACGCACACACCCAGAGCAGUGGGCAGCCACACUACAGCGCCCGGGGAGCAGUCAGGGGUUAAGUACCUUGCUCAAGAGCACUUCAGUCCAAGGCCGCCCCAUCUUAAAGUGCGUAUCACGGGUAAAUUCAGAAGCAAGAUCAAUGUAAUUCUCCUAUUUUAUAUUAAACUUGGGUCAAAUAUCGGUCACGUUUUGUGCAAAUUUUUUUUACCUUGCGCAAUGCCAGAAAAAUUCAGUUGAAAUCAAGCCAUUUGAGGCGAAUUCGUCCGCCUCUGAAAAAACUUGGCAUUUGGAUUUUCCGGGAAACGUUGAUUUUCGUGACGUCACGUGCAGGACGCCUCCUUCUGAAUCCUACAUUAGCGCUGGUUUGUUUGAGAAAACGAUCUGGUGGUUUUCUGCAAAUUUCUUCAACGUUAUCACGUAAUUAUUAAAAUGGUUAACAGAUGUAUCGUAGGAGGGUGUAGCAACACCAAUCUUGAUGGGAUUAGUACUCAUCGUUUCCCAAAAGACUGGACAAUGAGAGAGAAAUGGGAGCGCUUCGUGCAAGGCACCCGGAAGCCGAGGCCCAAGCAGAGCCGAGAAAAAGACCAAGAAAAUCGGCAAUUCACAAGUUGACUGUUGCCAGAGUAAGAAAUAAUUCUGACAUCUCAUUAUGUUCUUUAUCCAAAGGUGACGUAACAUUGCGCUCAGGUGACAAUUCCAUAUUUCAAUGCAAAAUCGCUAGCUGCUAAACUUGGUCUACACAGGCUGUGCACUGAAACCGUGCAAGCUCGCGCAGCCUGCUGGCGCUUCCGCAGGUGACGUCACGAAUCUGGCUCCAGACUCCCUUGGGAUUUUUCCAGAUGCGUUUUAUUUUUUAUUUUUUCUGCUAUAGACAGAUGGCCUUGUGCAAAAUUACCCUUCUGGAUGAGUGUUUAAAGGGACAUACUUUCAUAUUAAAAAAAAAUUGUUCCAGAAUAUGCACUUUAACCUAACUGCAUGUCUUUGAACUGUGGGGGGAAACCGGAGCACCUGGAGGAAACCCACGCAGACACGGGGAGAACAUGCCAGCUCCACACAGAAAGGCCCCCGCUGGGCUCGAACCCAGAACCUUCUUGCUGUGAGGCGACAGUGCUAGCCACUACACCACCGUGCUGCCCCAAAAGUGGAGUAUUUUCCACACAAAACAGCAGCUUUGUUGCGUCUCGUUCUGGCGAGUUGCCGUGAUCUCCCCUGUACCAGUGCAAUAAGAUGUCCCGUAGCCCUGAGCUGAAGGAAGACCCCAUGGAGUGCCCUCUGUGUAUGGAGCCUCUGGAGAUCGAUGACGUCAACUUCUUCCCGUGUACCUGCGGCUACCAGAUCUGCCGUUUCUGCUGGCAUCGCAUCCGGACAGACGAGAACGGCCUCUGUCCAGCCUGCAGGAAGCCGUACCCGGAGGAUCCGGCUGUGUACAAGCCCCUCUCACAGGAGGAGAUCCAGAGGAUAAAGAACGAGAAGAAGCAGAAGCAGAACGAGAAGAAGCAGAAAGUGACGGAGAACCGGAAGCACCUGGCCAGCGUGCGUGUGGUACAGCGGAACCUCGUGUUCGUGGUGGGUCUCUCACAGAGGCUCGCGGACCCUGAGGUUCUUAAGAGGCCAGAGUAUUUUGGAAAGUUCGGCAAAAUACAUAAAGUGGUCAUCAAUAACAGUACAUCAUAUGCGGGCUCACAGGGUCCUAGUGCCAGUGCCUAUGUUACAUACAUCCGCUCAGAAGAUGCCCUCAGAGCAAUACAGUGUGUUAAUAAUGUGGUAGUCGAUGGUAGAACACUCAAGGCUUCUUUAGGAACAACAAAGUACUGCAGCUAUUUCCUCAAAAGUAUGCAGUGCCCUAAGCCGGACUGCAUGUAUCUGCAUGAACUGGGAGAUGAGGCAGCUAGUUUUACUAAAGAAGAGAUGCAGGCUGGGAAACACCAGGAAUACGAACAAAAACUACUCCAAGAUCUUUACAAAGCAAAUCCCAACUUUCUACAAACUUCAACAUGUGGAGGGGAAAAAUCUAAAAACAAAGCAAAUGCUACACAAAGACAGAACAGUGGUGGUAAAGAAGGUUGGCCUUUAUUACAAGGCUAUGGUAAACUAGUGAAUGGUUUACCUACAGAACAUCGGAAGUCCCCGCCCCUUUUAGAUUGUUUGACAGACUCGGAUCACCUGACCCCAGAAGAGCCAGACUCUGAGCUAGGAACAGAUCAAAACACAGGACUCUCGCACUUUCCUUCAGUUUUAGAACCUACCAGUCCUGUUGAUAAACCAACAGAACCUGUAAGUAUAGGGAACGGAGAGAAUAUAGCACAGGUCCCAGGCAGUGACUCCCCUUCCCCUCCACCUGGGUUUUCUAAGCCAAGCCUGGCAGUGCCCAUCAGCGUGGCAGAACUCGCAGCUCGCUCACCGUUUGAGGGAGCUCCUGCAGAGUCUCAGUCGCUAUUCUCAGACAACAGUAACUUCAGACAUCCGAACCCCAUCCCCAGCAGCCUGCCCUCUUUCCCCAGCUCCCCACAGGGUGGUUCUGACUGGCCCAUGACCCCUGAACCCCAAAGCCUCUUUACCUCAGACACCAUCCCUGUGUCCUCAUCCACUGACUGGCAAGCAGCUUUCGGCUUCGGCUCUUCGGCCAAGCAGCAGCAGCAGGAGGAUGAUCUAGGCUUCGACCCGUUCGAUGUGACAAGGAAAGCACUGGCUGACCUCAUUGAGAAGGAGCUGUCGGUGCAAGAAGCCUCACCACGUUCCCCAUCACUCCUCCCUAAUGGCCAGCCACGCCUUCCUCCACUGCAGCACCGAGGCCUCUACAACUCCUUCAGCCUGCCCACACACGCCCACACCACCCCUACACGCCAGCCCUGGAUGGGCCUGCCCUCGCGCAAUAACUUUGCACAUUUAAACCACAUCACACACAGCCAUUUCCUAGAUCCAAACUGUCCACCACAACACCACGGCACAGGCCUCGGGGGAAUCACUAUAUCAGCAGAAAACAGCGGUUCAGUGGAAAGCAUAAACGUGAAAGAGUGGCAGGACGGCCUGAGAGCACUCCUUCCAAAUAUCAACAUCAACUUCGGAGGCAUCCCAAAUUCCACAUCAUCCUCUUCCUCUUCCUCCUCUUCAUCCACCUCCAGUAUGAACCACAUGGGGGUCCCGACAGGAUCAGUGGGACUAUCGCACAGUCUGAGCUGGGAUGGCACAACGAGCUGGAUGGACCCAGCAAUCAUCACUGGCAUGCCAGCAUCCACCGGCAGCAAUUUGGACUGUGUGCAGGACGAAAACCCUCCGCACUGGCUCAAGUCUCUACAAGCUCUGACUGAGAUAGAUGGGCCGAGCGGUUCAGUGGUGUCUCAGCCUCGUCGCUCAGGCCUGCUGGACUCUGCAGUUCGGCUUCCUCUUCACAGAGGCAACUGGGCACCAUACCUCCCUCCUCCAUCACUCCCUCCCAGCCACUUCCACUCUCCUCCACCAGGCUUCCAGACAGCCUUCAGACCUCCAGCGCAGACGACAACAGACCUCCUACAGAGCGCCGCCAUGGAGCGCCACUAGGGACAGAACUUCAUCUCUCUUUCCAUCCCUGUUAACUUAACUGUAAUGAUGCGGCAAAUAUCCUGAUCAUUAAUAACAUAAGCUCUUAUUUGUCUGACCCCCUGUCCCUCUCCAUUAUUCCCCUCCUCUCUCCUGUAUUUUGAGGCGCACAUUAACAAACAGUUUGGUGAGGGCGGAAGGCCAUGGUUCAUAGGUAAGCAAUCAAGGAGGGUUUAAAAAACAUUCAAUGCGCACACUAUUAAUAAUGGUUAAAAACUCAUACAAUACUCGUCUGUUCUAGGCUCCAAUUUUGAUCUAAUACUGUGAAUGUGUUACUUAAUGACAGGGAUCUUAAUGACUAGUUUAUCAGUGAGGUCAUUUGAACAGUCAUUUCAUAGGAAGGAAAUACUUGUCAAUGAUGUUUGGACAGUCUUAUAUUGGCUCACAGAAAUAGGGGGUUAUGAAAACGGAGCCUUACCCUUGUGUAAGCAUGGUGUGUAUGCACAUAGGAGUCUUAAUGCCACAAAGCAUCGAUUUAAAGACCCCUGAUGCACCCCAGACAGCAAGCAGGGAGUCACUGCUGUACCUCUGUAUCAGAGGAUGGAGCGCUGCCCUGCUGAUGGAUGGGGGUUUGGGGCCUAUCUCACUACCACAUUACCUACAGUGGGUGAAAGAUGCCACCAUGUGGCACUUUGUCACUCCACUUCUAGUGAGAAGCAUUAGGACUGCAGUGCACAGUUGCUAAGCAUGACUAUCUGAAAUACAUAGUUGUGAUAAAGCUAAAGAAGGGUGGCAAAAAAUGGCAGGUAAAAUGCUGAUAACGUGAGCUCUAGUGAUGACUGUUUUAGUAACACCACCUAGCCAAUUCAGGCCCUCCUAAUCAUUUCUCUCCUUUUUUUUUUUUUUGUCUACUGUGUGGCCCGUACUAAGCAGUAUUUUCAGAUCUCAUUCAUCCUUUCAGGAAAAAUUCAAUAUAGUACAACCUAUUUGUUUUUAAACAUGCUGCUGAGAUAACACAUUUAAUACAAAGUGAAGAGCUAAAAAAGUAAGAGUUGACUUUUCUGCAGACCUGGAACAACAAAAUCCUAAAUAAAAUUGAAUACUCAGUG